UCGAGAAAGUAUCACUGUUCAAAUUAGCCAAUUAGCACUGGCCAGGUACGUGCUCUGUUAGAGGCAUCUUUAACCUGUUGUCCAUUUUUCUGCCAGUUAUCAUAACCCUUAUGCUGUUUUUCUUGCUGUGGAGUUAUCUGGUAGAGCAAGGGGCCUGUUCCAGUCUGUCCUUGGCUAAAUCAGUAAAAAGGCGCCGCUCUUGCUUUGCUGGCUUGAAAGGCAUUUUGUUUAGUCUUUUGUGGGGGGAGAGAAGAUGGACCGUUCCCCACAGGGGUGCUUUCUAACUACCACCAUGAAAUACGGUCCCGAGGUGGCCAUUCCUCCGUGAGAGGCGAGAGCCACGUGUGACCCUCGGUCUAUUAAAAAACCCCUCCACAUCAGGAGGGGGAGUCGCAAAAGCAUCCUGACAGCCAGUAGCUCCCCAGUACCGGCUCUCGACACCGGGUAACCAUACAGCUUGUCUGUCACACAGGAUGUGAAUGCUGCCAGGUAUCUCGGAGAUUUGGAGAUGUGUAUUGAGUCACUGAGUGUGACUGGUGACAAAGCAGGAAACUACUCAGCUAUGAGUGUCCCCAGGACAGAUCUGUGGUGGUAUUGUGGAGGAAAAAUUCUAAGGUCUGUGCUCCCUUACAAUUGGAAAGGUACGUGUGCUCUUAUUCAAUUGGCCAUUCCAUUCACCCUGGCAUAUGUAAAAGAGCCUCAUGUUGAGAGAGAGAGAACAAAAAGAGGUCUAGGGAUAUCAUUUGAUGAUAGGAUUUACAUUGAUGCUAUUGGGGUUCCCAGGGGAGUUUCUGAUGAGCACAAAGCUAGAAAUCAGAUAGCUACAGGAUUUGAAUCCUUCCUGUUCUGGUGGGUAACAGUCAACAAAAAUGUGGAUUGGAUAAAUUAUAUUUAUUAUAAUCAACAAAGGUUCAUCAAUUAUACGAGGGAUGCAGUCAAGGGAAUUGCAGAACAACUGGAUGCCACCAGCAGGAUGGCAUGGGAAAAUAGAAUAGCAUUAGACAUGAUACUGGCUGAAAAGGGGGGUGUAUGUGUAAUGCUAGGGAAUAAGUGCUGUACUUUUAUCCCAAAUAAUACUGCCCCUGAUGGUACAAUAACUAAGGCACUGCAAGGACUCACUACUCUAGCAGAUGAAUUAGCAGAAAAUUCGGGGAUAGCUCACCCUGGAUGGUUAGAGUCCUGGUUUGGGAAAUGGAAGGAGACAAUAAUUUCCAUUUUAACAUCCUUAAUUAUAAUAACGCUGACACAAUGCUAUUAUUAG
Apus apus (common swift) is the source of this 1261-nucleotide messenger RNA. Its product is annotated as syncytin-2-like. Lineage: Eukaryota; Metazoa; Chordata; Aves; Apodiformes; Apodidae. The record is from RefSeq and is a predicted model, not a curated record.